Molecule: messenger RNA, 1402 nt
Organism: Aspergillus pseudonomiae
Lineage: Eukaryota; Fungi; Ascomycota; Eurotiomycetes; Eurotiales; Aspergillaceae
Product: MBL fold metallo-hydrolase
Exons: 4
Coding region: 26-1060 (344 amino acids)
Molecular function (GO): transferase activity
Source: RefSeq, a predicted model, not a curated record
CUACCCAUGUUGAUACGUCACCAGUAUGUCUGAGCUGGACCUUGUCGAAGUCGAUUCUCUCGAAGCCCUUGUCAUCAUCGACAAUGAGCUCGAUCCUCUCUCCCCACCUGCCCCAGACACCGUCCAGGUAUCGGGUCUGAUGGGCUCUCUUGCUCUACAGUCAACACAUGAAUUACAUGACCGAGGUGAAGCCAAAAAGGAACUGCAAAUGGAAGACAUUUGCUGUUCGGCGCAUGGUCUGUCCAUCCUUGUGACAGCUACGAAAGGCGAUGUAAAGCACUCUGUUCUAUUCGAUGCAGGCCCUGAAGGCGAGAUAUGGGAGAGGAAUGUCAAGCGGUUACGGCCGGAUUUGUCUUCUGUCGAGCUGGUUCAAUUAUCACAUUGGCAUCGGGACCAUUCUGGGGGCCUUGUCCGAGCCAUUGAAUUGAUAUCUGAGGCCAAAAUAGCCAAAGGUCAUACAGACAAAGUGUCAGUCGAUCUUCAUCCUGACCGUCCCGACUAUCGCGGAUUCGCCCUGGGUCCGAACAUCGUUUCCUUUCAGGCGGACCCUACCUUCGAGGAACUCGAAGCAGCCGGGGGAGCCAUCCAAAAGAAUGACGAGACACACACUGUCCUCGACAACUUCUUCCUGAUCUCUGGUGAAAUCCCGCGCCAGACGGCGUACGAAAACGGUAUCAAAGGCGGCAUGCGCUAUGACAGCGAGGAAAAGGAUUGGUUUUCUGAUGAGCUUAUUUCCGACGAGCGUUUCCUCAUGUGCAAUCUAAAGGACAAAGGACUCGUCCUGUUCACAGGCUGCAGCCAUGCCGGUGUCGUCAACUGCUCACGACAUGCGGUUGACAGCCUCGAUGGCUCUGUGCCGCUUUAUGCGGUUGUUGGGGGCUUUCAUCUUGCUACUAGCACUGCAGCCGAUACGGAAAGCACCGUCAAAGACCUUCAGAGACUAGACCCUGCUGUCCUGCUGCCGGGGCAUUGCUCUGGUUGGAGGGCGAAGUUUGCGAUUGAGAAACAUAUGCCUGGGAGUCUGGUGCCUUGCACUGUGGGUGCGAAGGUUACUUUCUAGUAUCGGUCUGUGUAACAUAUCAUAGGCUCAUUCAUCACUGGGCUAUAUUCUCCAUGGAGGGUUUACUGAGUUGCAGAUUAACUGAAGUGGAAUAUCAUCUAAUCGCAAGACAAUCACACACAACCACUGGCUGCAGAGGUUCUCACCGUGGAAGGAUGGGUUUGUACACAGACUCACCUACACGUGCACACACAUCGAUAUUGCAGGUGAUCAAGAGUAUCAUUGUCCAAAGCUGUCCUUGUCUGCAGAACCGCAGUAUGAAUCACUCAUACUUGUCUUGCCAGUAUUCUUGAUAUGAAAGUGACCAUUGUGAUUGAUAUGAAAUUCUUAACUCCGCAGGUC